Messenger RNA from Penicillium taxi, 738 nucleotides. Its product is annotated as copper chaperone CCS1. The record is from RefSeq and is a predicted model, not a curated record. Gene Ontology annotation, molecular function: copper ion binding; superoxide dismutase copper chaperone activity. Gene Ontology annotation, cellular component: cytoplasm. Lineage: Eukaryota; Fungi; Ascomycota; Eurotiomycetes; Eurotiales; Aspergillaceae. The transcript is spliced from 4 exons. The coding region runs from base 1 to 738 and encodes 245 amino acids. Gene Ontology annotation, biological process: removal of superoxide radicals.
AUGAUUCAACCCUUCCAGACAACCUUUGCGGUCCCAAUGACCUGCGAAGGCUGCGUAAAGGACAUAUCUAGCUCUCUAUACAAACUCGAUGGCAUCAAUAAGGUCGAUGCAAACAUCAAGGAUCAACUUCUCUUUAUCGAGGGCACCGCAGCACCCAGCUCUAUCGUCACUGCUAUCCAAGAAACCGGUCGUGAUGCCAUUCUGCGCGGAAGUGGCACCACCAAUAGCUCUGCUGUCUGCAUCCUCGAGACACACUCCACCAAUUUCUCUAAUAAGAUCCGCGGUCUCGCCCGUAUGGUCGAAGUCAGCUCGAAUAUUACCCUCGUCGACCUAACAAUUAAUGGCCUCUCGCCCGGUAAAUACGUGGCUACUAUACGUGAGGCGGGUGAUAUCUCCCAGGGUGCAGCCUCAACCGGUGGCAUCUGGGAUUCUCUGAAGACAGCCGUGCUGGGUAGCGAGAAGGAGCCUCGUGGAAUUUUUGGAACUGUAGAUGUGAACGAGAAGGGCCACGGAAAUGUCUUUUUGGACCGACCAGUUGCUAUUUGGGAGUUGAUUGGUAGGAGCAUGGUUGUUUCUUCUACUGCUGAAGGCCCAUUCCGACGCGAGGACGAAAACACCAUUGUUGGUGUUAUCGCGCGUAGUGCUGGUGUGUGGGAUAAUGAUAAGAUGGUCUGCUCGUGCUCGGGUAAGAAUGUUUGGCAGGAGAGACAGGACCAGGUAGCCCAGGGGAUUGUUUAA